CUGUAAUUUGAAAGGUUUGAUCACGUGACAACAUUUUUUUUCUUUUUAUCAAGCAUAAACGUCUGGGUUUACCAACGUUUAUGGUUGGUUUUUGCCUGCAAAAUACAUUAUUGUGUGUUUUUUAUGAUUUUGUGAAUAACUUGAAUAUUAGAUUUCGGAAAACAAAAUAUGUGUGCAGAUUUGAAAUGCAUUUUAGUGAAUGCGGAUUGAGGAAAAUUUAGACAGUUUAUCACAAUGAAUAAAGAUGAGGCAAACUGCGCGCAGGUGACCAGAUUUCUAGUGUCUCCAGUUACUGCCAAUCAGCCAAGUUUUGUUUUGCAACCUAACACUGUCAUAAAGGCAAUACCUAUAAGUGUCGAGUCGUUACUGUUUCAAGCAACGACCACACUGCCGAACUCUGUUCCAACACAACCUAGUCAUUCUGUAAACGUAUUUCAAGAUUUUAAGACUAAUGAUGAGAGAGUUCCAGCCAAAGGCAGACGUCCGAAACAUAUUGUACCGGAAGUUGAUGGAAGGUAUGAGUCAGGACCGGCCAUGUUGGCAGAUAGACCAAUGUGUCGUUCCUGCGGCAAGUACUUCAUGAGUCGUCAGCAGCUGAAUCAGCACAUGUUAGUGCACACGGACGUAAGGAAAUACAAGUGUAGUUAUUGUGAUCGUACGUUUAAACAGCCAUCGCAUCUACAUCAGCAUCAUCGUAUACAUACAG
Ruditapes philippinarum (Manila clam) is the source of this 706-nucleotide messenger RNA. RefSeq names its product zinc finger protein squeeze-like. Gene Ontology annotation, cellular component: nucleus. The record is from RefSeq and is a predicted model, not a curated record. Lineage: Eukaryota; Metazoa; Mollusca; Bivalvia; Venerida; Veneridae.